CCCGUCCUCCCCAAUUAAGGUGCCUCCAACCUCCUGUGUUUUAUUACUCAAUUUACUCCAUUGGGGCUCAAUGAUCAAUUUCAAUUUGUGGCUCAUAUUAGCCCCUAGUGGUAACAUUCUGUACUGUCUCCAACUGAAGUUAUGUGACUGCACUCACCUAGCAUGAAAUUUGUUUUGUUUACAGUUGGUGUUGCCAGGAUAUGUUCGCUGAAUACCACUCCUCUCCUUAGACCCAUUCUUGUCUGCAAUGAUUUAAACUGUUAGUCAUCUAAACAUGAGUGCCCAGGACUUAAUAACAUUCAAUAUUGGAGGUCAAACAUUCACCACUACUCUGUUAACUCUCAGAAGACACCAAGACUCAAGAAUAGCUAGGAUCCUGGAUGGCAAAGACGUAGAUUUUAAAGUUAUCAGUGGACAAGUUUUUGUAGAUAGAGAUGGAACUUUCUUUAAAUACAUCCUGGAUUAUAUGAGGACAGGUCAAAUCACCUUGCCAGCAGAAUUCUCUGACUACAAUGGCUUGGCUCAAGAAGCACAGUUCUAUGGUUUGCAUCCUUUGGCACUUUGGGUUGAGAGGAACAGCCAUCGAUCCAGAGUUGAGGUUCUAGAGUUGCGCUUCUCUGUCCAGGAAACUCACGGAUUCUUCCAAAUAUUCUGCUCCAACAACAAAACUCUGGAGGCUUUGGCGAGAAGGAUAUCCAUUUUUGUGGAACAUCCAAAUCUGAAUGGGAAUUUCCCACACCUGCCUCAGAACUCCAGCACACCUCAUCCUGUACCAGUCCAGAGACCCUCUCACCACAACAUGGUGUUCCACUGUGGGACUGACCAACUAGCCAGUGAUGAUUUCUCUGCCAGGUUUGUAACUAUUGAGCCGGAUGACAGAAAGCUUUUCAACAGCACCAACGUCCUGGGCCUGCUGGUAGACACCCUUCUGAAGGAUGGGUUUCGCCUGAUCGACACAAGGACAGUUUCCCAAGAGGAGAAGACUGAAUGCUACAUGUUUGAAAGGAGCAGGAAUACCCAGAUCGUUGUACUGAGUGAAACCCCCAGGGCAGAACAUCUCAGAAGACAGAACACACAGAGCCAGCUUGUUGAAGGAAAGAAAAAGUGAACUCAGUGUCAGGGUGCAUCUCAAAAGUCUGAAAUGGUUCCCUUUCCAUGUCCAGUUCUGUCAUAUCAGUGGACUUCAGACUAUUGAGAUGGAUCCAUUCUCUGCGAGUCAGACUGGAUUGACCAGCAGAUGGCGACAAAGGAUAAUAAUGUUGAUGGCCAUAAUGUCAAUAUGCUUCACCUCACCAUUAGUCUCAAUUUAUACAGUAUAUUUUAUUUGACAUCAAUUUCCUGUGUCCUAAAGUAUAUUUCCAAAAGUACAAUUCUCUAAAUUGAAAUAGAAUUG
Molecule: messenger RNA, 1393 nt
Organism: Oncorhynchus gorbuscha (pink salmon)
Lineage: Eukaryota; Metazoa; Chordata; Actinopteri; Salmoniformes; Salmonidae
Product: putative potassium channel regulatory protein
Exons: 2
Coding region: 275-1108 (277 amino acids)
Biological process (GO): protein homooligomerization; negative regulation of delayed rectifier potassium channel activity
Cellular component (GO): endoplasmic reticulum
Molecular function (GO): protein binding
Source: RefSeq, a predicted model, not a curated record